UGCAGAAUGGUAUGGGAACAGGUAGCUGAGCAGGUAGCUUCAUGGGAAAGAUGAGUUUUGAAGAGGAAUCUGACGGAAGCAAGAAAGAUGGCACUAUAUCCUGAGAAGCAAAUCCAAGCACCAGGGAUAGAAAAAAGAGAAAAGGUGGAGUUGUUUGAGAGGGCAUUUGGAGGCUUUUGAAUAGCUGCUGGUGGAGAUAGACAGGCAGAGGUCACAGGCAAGCAUGUGUUGUUACAGUGGAGGGAUGGAGUAGGUGGCAAGACUUUGAAGGUAAGGAUGGGAAGUUCAUCUAUCACCUUGAAUGUUGUACUUUAAAAUGUGCCCUUUACCUGGAAAUACAAAAUGUUGUACAAGAUACGUGGCCAUUACAUAUGUGUUUAUUUGGAAGGUCAUCCCAUUGAAGUCUGGCAGGACUUACUUCUGAGUGAAUGUACAUAGGAAGGAGUUUUCACAUAUGUUUAAUAUCUUUACCAUAUCCAAUAUUUUCUUACAGUAAUGGCACUGACCAAACAAGAGGAAUAUACCUACAUAUACAAAGAUCACUCUCAUCCUGUGGAGUUCUUGGAAGCAUUUAGAACAUUCUAUCUUGAAGGCUUAUUCACUGAUAUUAUUCUACAGUGUGCAACGGGUGUGACUUUCCAAUGCCAUAAAGCUGUGCUAGCUGCCUGCAGCAACUAUUUCAAAGCUAUGUUCACCUCUGAUAUGAAAGAAAAGUCUAAAAACCAGAUCAAACUUUCUGGGCUCAGCCCCACAGUACUGGAAUCCUUGGUGUUUUAUACGUAUACGUCAGAGAUCCAAAUAACGAAGAAAAACGUUCAAAGCCUCCUCGAAGCUGCCGAUCUCCUACAGUUUACCUCAGUUAAAAAAGCCUGUGAGCAGUUUCUGAUAAGGCACUUAGACAUUGACAACUGCCUAGGGAUGCACUCCUUUGCAGAAUACCAUGUCUGCCCAGAACUAGAGAAGGAAUCUCGAAGGCUAUUAUUAUCUAGAUUUGAUGACGUGUGGAAGCAGGAAGAAUUUCUGGAAAUAAGCAGCGAGAAACUCCAGUUUAUUCUUUCUAGAAGGAAUCUUUGCAUUUGGAAAGAAGAAGCAGCAAUAGAACCCAUUAUUAAGUGGAUAGCCUAUGAUGUGGAUAAUAGAACUGAGUAUAUUUAUGAACUCCUACGAUGUUUUGAAACAGCUUUAGAUGAAAUGUAUUUGAGGUCAGCCUUAAGCUUGCACAAGAAAUGUCGAUUAAAUGAAAGUAAGAUCAGGUCUCUAAUACGUAAAGCAUUAAGUCCCAAUCCAAAAGUAGUUCCUACACGGUCUACAACUGUUAUGUAUGUAAUCGGGGGGUAUUAUUGGCAUCCUUUAUCGGAGGUGCAUGUUUGGGAUCCAGCAACUGACGCUUGGAUUCAGGGAGCAGAUAUGCCAGACCAUGCAAGGGAAAGUUAUGCGGUCGCUAAUCUGGGACCCAACAUCUAUGUGACGGGGGGAUAUAGAACUGACAAUAUUGAAGCACUUGAUAUAAUGUGGAUAUACAACUGUGACACUGAUGAAUGGACUGAAGGCUGCCCUAUGCUUAAUGCAAGGUAUUACCACUGUGCAGUUACCUUGAAUGGUUGUAUCUACGCUUUAGGUGGUUACAGAAAAGGGGCUCCGGCUGAAGAAGCAGAAUUAUAUGAUCCUUUAAAAAAGAAAUGGGUCCCUGUUGCAAAUAUGAUUAAAGGGGUUGGAAAUGCUACAGCCUGUGUCCUGAAGGAAGUAAUCUAUGUCACCGGAGGUCACUAUGGCUAUCGGGGAAGCUGCACUUAUGACAAAGUUCAAAGUUAUCACUCUGAUAUUAAUGAAUGGAGCAUAAUCACCACCAGUCCAUACCCAGGAUCCUAUUUGCAGAAUAUUGAGAAAUAUGACCCAGAAUGCAAUAAAUGGGAAAUUGUGGGCAGCCUUCCCAGUCCUAUACGUUCACACGGCUGCGUCUGUGUGUACAAUAUUCAAGAGGAGAAUGCCCCUCCUGGAGGAAGAAACUAAUAUACAAGGGAACACAGAACUGGGGAACAAUGACCUGCUGCCUAAAUGGGAUUUUUCCUGUGUAAGAAGCAUGUCCUCCAAUAACUAGGACACACCAUACAAUUUGGCUUGUAUUUACUCUGUACCAACUCUAUGGUGUAAAAUUAAGUUCCAGUGUAAGGAAUAUCACAUUUUUGUUACUGCCUUACAAAGGACUUGUGUGUUCCAAAUAUUGCCAGAGCCAGAUCAAAAUAACUGCUGGGUUAUUUUCAAAGUGAAAGCAGCCUGUUUGUUGGGCAGCGGUGCUGCCUAAAAUCCUUUUUUUUUUUUUUUUUACCAAGUGUGGUCUAACCUAAUUAUACCAUUUUUGUACCAUUUGAAAAUUAUUGCAGAUGCUAGACUUGAGGUUUGCAUUAUAUGUGGACUGGAGUCAACAUUAUUUCAUCUUUCCAGCUCUCCUAGGUGUGUGCAUGUUUUUUCUUAAUUUCUUUUGCUAAACAUCCUGCCUGAAAAUAGGUGAAUGCAAAAGGCUAGCCAUUACUUGUGACUUUUUUAGUUGAUCCUAACAGAGUGAUAUUGCUACUGUUGGUUUUGAGUAUUUUCCCCCAGUGACCCAACACAGCCGCCUGUAUUUUUUAUUUAAAUGCAAUAUAUAUGCAUGUAUACUACAAGUUGCUCCCAUAUACGAAUUUGUAUUAUUAGCGUAUGUGAAUAGCCCUAUAAUGUAUAGAUGUGAGCAGUUAAGGGCAAACAAAGUCUGGCAAUACGCUUUCUUAUUUCUGUGUUCUGCUGCAUCAUAACUGACCAAAUGAUGUACUGUAAACUUGAAUAAUGUGGCCUUCUUUGAGAAGUUGGACUUGAAAAGUAUGGAUUUUUUUCAUAUUUGUAAAAUUUGCAGACCACAUAUUUGUUUCAGAUUAACAUUUAUAAAUGACUAUUUAACAAUGUAUUUAACACUAUUUAAGAUUUUAUUUAAUGAUUCAGUUGCAGUCAAGAUCACUGAAAAGAACUAUAUGCUUACAGUAUGUUAUAGUGGUUUCUUUAGUGGUUUUUACACAGCACAAUGGCAAAUAGUUUUAUCUGCUCUGAAUGUAUAGCAAUCUGGGCUUUAGAGGGGAAAGCAAGUUGCUAUUGUCUUACAAGGAAGCCUUGCAGUGCCACUUAGAUGGUUAAAAUUGACUUUGCAUUCUGGAGGUCAAGGGAAGUGUAGAAGUGAUUCCUGCCUCUGCCCUUUUCCUGUCCUGCACUGGCUGCCUGUAAGUCUCCGGGUUUGGAUUGCACUGUUAGACCGAGUUGUGAUCAUCUAAUUUGAAUAAUUCUGUUCUUUGCAGUACACUGUUUAAUGUGCAAAUAUGUGAACACUUCGAUACCACGGGAAUAAUGUCAGUGAGUAAAUAUUUCAUGAAGUAUUGUUUUUUUUAAUUUAAAAAACUUUUUUAGUUUUAAAUACUGGUACAGUAAGUAGUAUAUCCCUCUCCAACUGACACGCAAAAUUUGUUUCCCGUUUUCAUAAAGUUGUUUCACUAACACACACAUAGAAGGAACAUUAAUCGUAACAGGUUUGCCAGUGUAGGAUCAUGACGACGGUGCUCACAGAGACACUGGUCUAAGUGUUUACAACCAGAGUGCAAUUGUUCUAGUCAUAACACCUUUGAAUCUAGUGUUAGGAGUACACCAUAAACAUUUGUAUUUAUAAAAGUGAAAAUGAAAUAGGGAAUUAUCGAAUGAAGCACUAAGUGUUGAAGUAAAUUACAUAUGCUUGUGCAACUCCAAUAGCAUUUGCUGGCAUGAUAGGUCAAUUGUAGAAACGCAAUGAGAUUUACAUUAGUGCUAGUGCCAAAUUAGAUCCUGCCCUUGGAACAGAAGUAUGUAUAAUUACUUUACAAACAACAGCUGCUGUACCUAUUGCUGUUUAGACUUUAAUUAGAAUAAAUGGGUGGUGCAUUUGACAGUAUUUAUGUUAAUGCUGAUUUAAUUUUUCUGGUGAACCUGUGCUUUAAAGUGUUAUACUGUUUUCUAGAUCUAAAGGAAUGUUCUACAGGUGCACUUUUUUCAAAAUAUGCCUAUUUGUGUUGAAAAAUAAAGUUUAAUUAAAAUAAUA
Messenger RNA from Varanus komodoensis (Komodo dragon), 4090 nucleotides. Its product is annotated as kelch-like protein 23. The transcript is spliced from 3 exons. Bases 496 to 2010 code for a protein of 504 amino acids. Lineage: Eukaryota; Metazoa; Chordata; Lepidosauria; Squamata; Varanidae. Gene Ontology annotation, molecular function: protein binding. The record is from RefSeq and is a predicted model, not a curated record.